Messenger RNA from Candidula unifasciata, 627 nucleotides. The record is from the annotation of a GenBank genome assembly. NCBI's taxonomy places the organism in Eukaryota, Metazoa, Mollusca, Gastropoda, Stylommatophora, Geomitridae.
AUGGCAGGAGACUUUCAUGUUAUAUUAGGGAACUCUAAGAUUAUAUCAGGGAACUCACAGGAUUUAUCAGGGAACUCGCAUGUUAAAACAGGAAAGUCUCAGUUUAUAUCAGGGAACGCUCAGGUUAUAUCAGGGAACUCGCGGUUUAAAUCAGGGAAAUCUCGGGUUAUAUCAGGGAACUCUCAUGUUAAAUCAUGGAACUCUCAGGUUAUAUUAGGGAACUCUCAGUUUAUAUUAGGGAGCGCUCAGGUUAUAUCGGGGAACUCGCCUGUUAAAUCAUGGAACUCUCAGUUUAUAUCAGGGAACUCUCAAGUUAUAUCAGGGAACUCUCCGGUUACAUCAGGGAACUCUGAGGGUAUAUCAGGAAACUCUAAUUUUAAAUCAGGAAACUCUCAGGUUAUAUCAGGAAACUCUGAGGUUAUAUCUGGGAACUAUGAGGUUAUAUCAGGGAACUAUGAGGUUAUAUCAGGGAACUCUCAGGUUAUACCGGGGAACUUUCAGGUUGUAUCGCGGAACUCUCAGGUUAUACCGGGGAACUUUCAGGUUAUAUUGCGGAACUCUCAGGUUAUAUCAAGGAACCCUCAGGUUAUAUCAUGGAACUCUCAGUUUAUUUCAGGGAACUCUUAG